AUGAAGAAUUACAUCUCAAGAAACUGCUUAUUAUCCAUCGCCAUCGUAGCUUGUUUUGUGCUCUCCACGUGCAGUGCACGUGAGGCUGAAGAAGAAGCAUCAAAGAAUUGGCAAUUUGGGUUGGAGUACCAUGUCCAUGUAAUCAAUGGAUUCAAGAAAAAUACAAAGCCAUUGAUGGUCCAUUGUUGGUCAAAGCAAGAUGAUAUUGGUCAACAUUCCCUUAACGUUGACCAAGAAAUUACUUGGCACUUCAAGGUUAGAUUUGACGGAACUACCCUUUUCAUUUGUGACGUUAAACAAGGUGAACACGCGAAGCACUUCGACGCUUUUGAUGCCCAAGUCGAGGGGUCGAAAUGUGCCGAGUUUGGCAAGUGUUAUUGGUUAGUCGCGGAAGGAGGUUUUUACUUCAGCACGGAUAACUUCACGUGGUUUAAGCAGUACGAUUGGUGA
Erythranthe guttata (spotted monkey flower) is the source of this 450-nucleotide messenger RNA. RefSeq names its product S-protein homolog 21. Lineage: Eukaryota; Viridiplantae; Streptophyta; Magnoliopsida; Lamiales; Phrymaceae. The record is from RefSeq and is a predicted model, not a curated record.